AUGCAGGCGGACGAGAAGGGGCAGGUGGGAGAAAAAGAAGGACCCGACGCGACUCUUCCCUGUCCAGCGCGGGUGUGUGCGCCUGCCGAAAUGGGCAGAUCCCGAGGGGCUCCUGCUUUGGAAAGCGCGACCGGGGGCGAUGCGGCAAAGGCUUUGACUUGGGGGUGGGGGGUUCCCAGUGGUUCCUCUCGUUUCAGAGCAGUUGGGCGCGUGGUCGCAUGGAAAUCGGCGGGUCAGUCAAGCAAUGGUAAUUUCGCCGAUCGCCUGCGGAUCGCUGAGCCCGACGGCCUUGUGCUGUUGCAAUGUCUGGUCGGGUAUGCCGCCAGAGCCGACGAGGGUGGGGAGGAGUGGGAGGGGAGGAGGAGGCAAACGGGAGAGAGAGGCGAGAAAGGCUCCAAAGAAGACGAGCAGUCGGGCUGGGCGACGAUGCGGUGGGCUGUCGGCUCCUGA
Messenger RNA from Gaeumannomyces tritici R3-111a-1, 450 nucleotides. RefSeq lists its product as hypothetical. NCBI's taxonomy places the organism in Eukaryota, Fungi, Ascomycota, Sordariomycetes, Magnaporthales, Magnaporthaceae. The coding region runs from base 1 to 450 and encodes 149 amino acids. The record is from RefSeq and is a predicted model, not a curated record. The transcript has a single exon.